Molecule: messenger RNA, 1761 nt
Organism: Anopheles marshallii
Lineage: Eukaryota; Metazoa; Arthropoda; Insecta; Diptera; Culicidae
Exons: 1
Coding region: 1-1761 (586 amino acids)
Source: RefSeq, a predicted model, not a curated record
AUGUCGCACACAUUGAACGUUCAAUGGGUAUCGGAUGAUGGGGAAGAAAUCCAAGUGAAGGAGGAAGAUGUCGUGUACGAGGAUAUCGAAUAUAUUGAAGAAUAUUCGCUCGACGAACCAAACGCGUCCGAGGGUGCCGUAUCGGUAAACGAGGAAACAAACACAUAUGUGACAAAAAUUGAAACUAUCGACAGUGCGCUGGAUAUGCUUCAGAAUUCAGUAUGGUCUAUCCAGCCACCGGAACAUGCCGGCACAAUGGGACGAAGGCUGGCACAUCCUCGUUCUGUUCCGAUUGGGUUGGCAAAAUCAGCGAAAGGUUUUGCCGAUUGUUUGUCACUUUUUCUCGAUGCAGACGUGAUUGCCAUGAUCACCGAGUACACCAACGAGCAGAUAAAGAUUGAACAACCCAACUAUUCCCGCGAGCGUGAUGCAAACUUAACGGAUGAAACGGAAAUUAGAGCUUUGCUGGGUAUCUUAUUUAUUGCUGGUACGGUGCGCGACGGGCGAGAAAACAUCGAGUAUCUGUUCGACACCAAAAUGGGCACUGGUUUAGAAGCCGUCUAUCUUACCAUGUCCUCUUUGCGGUACCACUUUCUCAUUCGAAACAUUCGCUUCGAUGAUCCGGCAGCAGCCUUAGAAGAAACGGAAGGCGAUAAACUAGCGCCGAUAAGAGCGGUGUACGAGCGAAUAGUAAGCAACUGCCAGAAAUACGUCCGUCCCGGACGUUUCCUCAUGUUGGAUGAGCAGACGAUACAGUUUAAAGGGAAAUGUGAAUUUCGCCAAUUUUUGACGAGCGUGCCUGGCGGGGUGGGAUUUAAAUUUCAUCUAUUAGCAGACUGCGAAACUUCGUACAUAAGCAAUUUGGAAAUGUUAGUACCUGAUAAUCAAAAUCCGUUCAACUUGAGCUACGCACCGAUCGAUGUUGCCAUGCGAUUGACGGAACCGAUACAAGGCAAGCAGAAAACGGUCGUACUCGGUCCAUCAUUUACAUCACCCGAGCUGAUUAAAAAGCUGCACAACAGCCGAACGAUGGUAAUAGGAGAGGUGAAGAAAUCGUACCCGGACAUUCCAAAAGCAUUCGUUUCGAGCAAGGGACGCCCGGAACAUACCACCUUGGCUGCAUAUCACGACGCAGUGACACUGUUGUCGUACGUAACUAAGCGUAAGGAUCUGCUGAUACUCAUGUCCUCUUUCACAGAUAUCGACCCGGAAGUGAGCGAAGAGUCUGAUGAAAUUCAAAAGCAGAACCAACUCUUUCAGCUGGUAGAACUUUACAAUCGCACCAGAAGUACCGGACAAAGCAUCAAGCAGAUGUGUACAAUGUAUGACGUUGUGCGAAGCACUCGCCGGUGGCCGAUGGUCGUGUUUUUCAAUCUCAUGAACCUGAGCGCCAUCAAUGCGUGGUGUAUCUAUCAAUUAAACAAUCCAGACGAGAACAAAAUAGGUCGGCGAGAUUUUCUGGUCAACAUGUCACUAGAGCUUCUACGUCCACAGGCACGAAGGCGGUUGGACAACAGAACAAUAUCGCGUACACUGAAGCACCGUAUCGCCACCUUUCUGGGGAUUAAUCGGGAAGAGUACGAAACCGUCCCGGUGUUUGAGAAUCGGAAAGAUUCGCGAGGCCGUUGUUACUUGUGCAGCAGGGCACGCAAUAAAAGCACACGCAUUUCGUGCAACAAUUGUGGUAAGUUUACCUGCGGUGCACAUUGCGCACAUUUGUGUCGUACAUGCUACAUGGAAGACGGUACGGAAGAACAGUAA